Molecule: messenger RNA, 477 nt
Organism: Telopea speciosissima
Lineage: Eukaryota; Viridiplantae; Streptophyta; Magnoliopsida; Proteales; Proteaceae
Exons: 3
Coding region: 1-477 (158 amino acids)
Source: RefSeq, a predicted model, not a curated record
AUGGAGCUGCUACUCCUUACCACACUCUCUACUACCUUCUCUCUUCUGCUAACAUCCUGCGCUUACUCUCACCAAACUGAUCAUCAGAUGUUAUCAUCUGUUGAACAAGGUAAUCUUUCUCUCUCUCUCUCUCUCUUUGAUACGAUUUCUUAUCUUUCUCUGUCCAACAUUAAUUUUCUGUGGACAGUUCAUGAUCUGGGUAUCUCCCUCACCAAACUGCCAAGGAAGCUGAGACCAGUUGAGGAACCAUUCACUCUUAAAAGAUGCAAGACUGAGGACUCUAAACCAGAAGCUAACAAGAAAGAAGACUUAUCAGGUAAGAUGAUACAACACAGUCAGGUGAUGGUGAAUGGAAGAGAAGGGACAAGACAGAGAUGGAUCCAAAGGAAGGACAUGUGGCAGUUUUUCACUAUGGACUAUAGCCAUAUAAGACGACGACAACCAAUACAUAACAAGGCCAUGCCAACUAGACCCUGA